Striga hermonthica is the source of this 2856-nucleotide messenger RNA. The record is from the annotation of a GenBank genome assembly. NCBI's taxonomy places the organism in Eukaryota, Viridiplantae, Streptophyta, Magnoliopsida, Lamiales, Orobanchaceae.
AUGACCGCUGCUAGAUCUGUUGCGUAUGGGGGUUUUUCCGGGUGGUUCGUUCCUUUAUCGUUGGUGAAAAUCGAGACCUUGUUAGCUGCCGUGGCUCAGACUCAGGUAUUUGACGACGAGGAGGUGCCCGCACCUGCCGAUUACACCUCGCCGGAGCGAGGGAUGGAUUCUCCGGCGGUGAUUGCAGAAGAUGCUCCGCUGCGUGAGGCGCCGGUGGCAGGGACGGCGAUUUGCGCCGGAGGGAAGAGGAAGAGAGGGCGGCCACCCAAGGGGCAGCAGCGGGUGAAGCUUCCGCCUACGCCGCCGCCCAAGCGGAGUAAAAUGGCGGAGGAUGAGGAGGAAGAGGACGUGUGCUUUAUCUGCUUCGAUGGUGGUUCUCUGGUGCUUUGCGAUCGCAAAGGCUGUCCCAAGGCUUACCACCCAGCGUGCAUUAAGCGAGACGAAGCAUUUUUUCGAUCAAAAGCUAAGUGGAACUGCGGAUGGCACAUAUGUAGUGUAUGUAGGAAGGCUUCUUAUUCUAUGUGCUACACGUGCACCUAUUCGUUGUGCAAGGGGUGUACUAAAUAUACAGAUUAUGUCCGUGUCAGAGGAAACAAGGGAUUCUGCUCGACCUGCAUGAAAACCAUCAUGCUGAUUGAGAAUAAAGACCAAACGAACAACGAGAUUAAGGUAGAUUUUGAUGACCAGACUAGCUGGGAGUAUCUCUUCAAGGUCUAUUGGGUAAUCUUAAAGGAGAAGUUGUCAUUGACACUGAACGACCUUACUCGAGUUAAAAAUCCCCAGAAAGGCGUGACUUCUGUUGGUUAUAUACCCUCGAGAAGUAUUUUGAUUCCACCUGCAGUUAGUGUAGAAAUUCCUGUUACUUACAGUAGUACAGAUGCUUUGGAGUCGAAGAAGUCCGAUGUAGAAAAUGAUUUGCCGCUACCAACCGAUCCUAACAAUGACGAAACACUAAAUAACGGAUUCGGGGUAGAUGGGCUCACCAAACAAAGCAUGGACAAAGCCAUGCAAGAAACAGGCAUCGAGGAAUCCACUGAUGUGCCAGAGAUUGUGAGAGAUCAAAACAAUCUAAAUAUUACCAAAGAUGGUAACAAGCCUUGCAUCUGCAAAAACACAAAUGAGGGAUCAGAAAAAUCAGGAGUUGUACAUAGUACUGAAUGGGCAACAAAGAACCUCUUGGAAUUUGUUGCACGCAUGAAGGAUGGUGAUGUGUCGGCUAUGUCGAUAUUUGGUGUGAAAACAUUAUUGAUCGAAUACAUAAAUAAAAACAACCUUUGGGAUCGUCGUCAAAAGAGUCAGAUCAAAUGUGAUCCAGGGCUCAAAAGCAUAUUCGGAAAGGCACGUGUCGGUCACAUUGAAAUGUUGAAGCUUCUCGAGUCUCACAUUCUUGUAAAGGAGGAUUGUCAGAAUGAUUCUUCUAUUCCUGCUGGGUUUGUAAGUUCUGCUAGAAGUAAUGGGGAGGUUGAUGAAUUGGAAGAUGUCAAAAGUGGUGACAGCAGUAAAAAGGACGAAUAUGCGCGGCCAAGCUGUUUCGAUUUAUCCCAGAAUAGAAGUAAACCCAACUCUCCGAACGAAGGUGAAGAAGAAAGUUCUGUCCAGGCACAACAUAGUACAAUCGACAAAGCAGAUGUGGGCGAAUCAAAUAGUUUGAACAAGUACAUGAAUCGAGAAAAUACUAAUAACUUGCCUACUAACAGUACAAAUGAUAAAGACAUGCAAAGGGCUGAUUUGGAUACCUCGACUACCACUGCCUCGGUUGAAAACACCCCGUCUCCUAACAUUAUAGAAAUCGAGAAACUGUGGCAUUAUCGUGACCCUGACGGCAAAAUUCGUGGACCAUUUUCCAUGCUGCAGCUGCGUGAGUGCAGCACAACUGGACUAUACACACCCGAUAUGAGAAUAUGGACAUAUGACGAGCAAUAUGACUCGGUAUUCCUCACAGAUGCUUUGAGUGGAAGAUUUCAUGGAGUAUCUGAUUCAUCGAAUUCGGUCUCACAGGAGGAGGAGAGGAGCAGUGGGGAAAUCGAGGUAAUAAUCGAAGGUGCAAAUGUGAGUGGUGAAGAAAGUAAAGAGGUUGACACUCCUAGUAACGAUGCGAAUGUUUCAUCCGAAAAUGAUGCUGGAGCUGUGCAGGUGGAUAACUCCGGAUCUUCUCCACGCUGUUGGGAUUUUCUUACGGAUAAUAGUAAUCAUACCGAUAAUUCGGAUGCUAAUAAUGAUGUCCAAACACAUUGUUUGCUUCUUCCACCGAGACUUGAGGAAAAACAUGAUUUUUUACUGACUUGUGGCCAAGAGUGCAAAAAUUUUCACCACACUGAACCAGAACAUGGAGAAAUCGAAAAAAGUUCAACCGGGCUCAUUCAGAACCCGAUCACUAGUGGGCGUGAAGUUCAAAAUGUGGAUAAUAAUGAGGACCAUGUGGGUCCACUCGGCGAAGAACAUUUGAAAUCUUUAAAUAUUGAUCUGAGCUCAAAUUAUACGGGACUGGCAAAAUCGCCAGUUUUAGAUAAACAGGGGCACUUCAACCUGGUGGCGGUGCAGGGCAAUGUGAACCUCGUGUUGGGUGGGCCUGCUGGCUGGGGGACAGGCCCAGGCCCAGGCCUGGGUUCGGGCUGGGUUAGCCCGGGUCUGGGUCGCGGGUCGAUUGGCGGGAGCAUGGCCUGGGACGGGCAGAGGAAGUAUGGGGUGCGGGCCCAGUGGGGGAGGUCAGUGCCGAAAGGGCAGCAGCAACCGGCGGCCGCCCUCCUCUUUCGCCUGCCGGCCGCGGCUUGUUCCGAUUCUCCGAUCAUGGGCUGGGCCGGUGUUGGGCCGCUUUCUCCUUUUCGGCCUUGGGUGGAGGCCGGCAACGGCUGGUGA